Molecule: messenger RNA, 1565 nt
Organism: Puccinia graminis f. sp. tritici CRL 75-36-700-3
Lineage: Eukaryota; Fungi; Basidiomycota; Pucciniomycetes; Pucciniales; Pucciniaceae
Exons: 1
Coding region: 1-1323 (440 amino acids)
Source: RefSeq, a predicted model, not a curated record
AUGAACAAAUCAAAUACCCUCACCACAUUCGACUUCGCCGCGGCCAACAAUCUGCCCAUAGUUCUGGAUAGCAAAUCUUGCCAGCUACGCCCACUCUCCGCCCCGACAUUAUCGCCAACCCCAGCCGGUUUAUCGCGAGAUCUAGCUGCUUCCAAACGGCCAGAGUCCCUUGACCAUUGUCGAAAAGACGACGACCCCCUUGCAGUUCUCGUCGCCAAGCUCCCCAACAAGAUUCUUCCAAGCACCCCUAAUCAAGCGUCGCCCACGUUGGGCUGGUCUAGCCUGCUAUUUAAUCAACCUUCAAGUCCAGCGACUGAUCAUGCCGGCAAUCAGCGCCCAUUCAGAGACUCAUCGGACGCCAAAGAGUUGUCUACUUCUUGGCUCACUACUUGCUCACAGUCAACUCUGAAUUGGCUGCCAAUCCUCUUCGUCAAUAUCCCGUCUCCCAAAGAGAAAGAAGAAGAAGAAGACGCCGUGGGCAAGACCGACUGCAAUCCCACCCUCACCAUCGAAAUUCCCGACAGUCGUCGACAGGAGAUUACAGAUAUUUCUGGUCCUCAGACGCAUCAUCAAUUCAGCCUCUCGAACGUGGAGAAGGAAACGACCCCUUCUUAUUGUCCAACAGACUCGAACGAACCUUCGUCCAACACACCAUUGAAUCGAUCGGUCCGGUUUAGUGACCCCACCCCUCUAGGACUCCAAAUGGACCAGGCCCAGCAGGCGCUUCAAAGUUUUAGUAUGGAUAACAGCUUAUAUCGCAGUGUGGACCCCUUCCCCAGCCCGACCCCCGGCAAACGGUUCCUAGGCAGAGGCUCGAUCGACUCCAACUACCAAUCUCCCCGCAAAGCCUCGCUGCCAGACUGGGUCGUCAACGAAUACUUAUCCUCCACUAACACCGACAAGAAGCUGGAACCGAUCGGCAUUCUGAAGCCUGGCCAAAGGAGUAGUAAAGGCAAACAAGGCCCUGAAGAGAGAGGCCCGACGAAAACAGACGCGGCCAGACAUCAUCAUCAUCAUCAUCCGAACAUGAAGUUCACCUUGAACAGCUACAAGAACUAUCCCUUCUCGUCCGCCCCGCCCUCCAUCGCCUCCGUCCGACGCGUCCCUUCUCCCGGAAAAGUCUUCUACCCUCUCCUCGAUCACGCCCAAGUCCGCAAAUUCAACCUCAAUAACCACGACUCCUUGUCCCUCAGUCCUAACCACAGUCUCCUUUCCUCCUCUCGUCUCCAACACCUCGACCCUCACUCCCUCGGAAAACAUUCCUCCCUCAAACAUAAACUCCGGAGCUUCUUCUCCUUCCGCAAAAUUCGCUCCAGAAAAUAAGCCUGCUCCAACCGUCCCCGGGCCGUGCCUUUUUCUCCAUAUCCUGGUCACCUCUUUCAUCUAGCUCCCUUUUUAAUAAUCCUGCUUGCUCGUUUUAUCUCGGUCUUCUUUAUCAACUACUACAUCUGAUCAUUAUCGUUCUUACCAUUUCCCCUCUUGUCGUUCUACACAUACAUACCAUAACCAACUACCCCCCCCCCCCAAAAAAAAAGAGCACUGUACGAAUCGGCCGCGGAUCCAUC